AUGGAUGCAGUUGUACCGCCUUUAGAACUCAAACAUUCGGCGCAUUCGCUUCCGGCGUUGCUGAAAGAGAACAGCACCGUCGGUGAGUUAGUCACCUUUCCUAACCGGACAACGCGUUCUAAACAAGGGCGAACCGUUUCCGGUCAGCGUUCUAAAGAUGACAGCAGAAUUAUCAGGCAAAAUCUGGGGGGCCCCGCUGAGGGCCGGAAAUUGCGGCGAACAAAAUCCGAGAGAAGUCUCAACCAACUGGCGGAGCAAAUGUCCAUCAAAAAACGCCCCGCGUCAUUAUCCAGCUUAGAGCAGAGCGAACUGUCGGACGAUCGUGAAAUUUCGCCAAAAACACUACGGAAGCGAAGCGAGCGUCGCCGGCACUCUAUGAUGGAGGCACUGAAAGACGAUUUGGAGAAGUUGCCGCGCCUUCAAGCGCUCAUGAAACCUUCGUAUACCAACAGAUCGGAUGGCCCUGACGUCUCGGAUGUAAGCGACGCUGAUGAUAACGCAUGGGAAGAUUCAGCGCGAAGACAAGGGCGAAGGCGACGCUCCUCGAGCGUAUUCCGCUCGGGGUCCCGGAAAUCAGUGGGAAGUGGCGAUUUUGCGCCGGUAUUAACGGAAGCUGAAUUGAAGAAGUUAAAACUGAUCCAAAACAUGAAUCUGAGCGGAAAUAACGCCAAAUCGCGCGGGUUUGAUCGGCAAUUUUCGCACGACAGCCAAAACGGCGAAGUCGCGAUUCUUGAAGCGUCCUUUGCGCGCGGCGGACGUCGCACGAGCAUUGCGACGCACGUGCUCAUGAAGGCCCGCUCUCGACAGGCAGCCGUUUCCGAUUCAGGUAGCUUAGUUGGACCGGGAAGAGAUGCGUUUGUUUCCGGUGCGGAAAGCAAUCAGAAGGAAGAGGUUACCGAGGAGUCACAAAAGACAUUCCGCCGUCGGUGGCGACGUAGAAAGAUGAGACCAGUUCAAGUCUGGAGGAAGAGGGCAAAAUUCGUGAUAUUACUUCUACGGGUGUGGAAAAUACACUCAAACAGCAUUAACGAGAUUCUCGUAGAAAACAACGAGUCACUUGACAUUAUCACCAGGGGAAACAAUGUUGAGCUGCUGUUUGACGUAACCGAAUAUAAGGCCUCUAAGGAGGCGAAGAUUUCAUCAGAAGUGAAACGAAUACUGACCAAACCUCCUCUUCAAAGGACUUCCGAGGAACAGUACUAUGUGCAGAUUUUUUUGCGGAACUACAAAAGCAUCUCGGAGUAUCCGGUCAAAAUACAAACCAUGAUCGCGCAGAGGUCCUGGAUCGAGAGCUAUGACAUCAAGCGGGUCAUCGUGCGCGAGGGUCACGUGCCCAUGUGCUUCUAUUUCAUCUUGACCGGCUCAGCUAUCGUUUCCACAUUGGAGGCCGGGGCCCCUAAGACGGUCAUGUUUCUGAGCCGUGGCGACAGUUUCGGGGACGUGUCCAUCUUGAACAACUCUCGCCGCGAGACGACUGUGAUCUCGCGAGAAAAGAUUGAACUUCUUUGCAUGACGGACACGGAUUUUGUUGACAUCUUCAUGUCCGGUGGAAUGCGAGACCCAAACGAUGCCUUUCUAAAAUCAAUCAGUUUCCUGGACGGCUGGCCGAGGGAGCUAUUGGUUAACAACCCGAAACGUUGCAUUUUCAGUUACUUCAAACGCGGAACAGUUCUGGUUAAUGACACAUGUAACAACGACUGGAUUUUUGUGAUUAAAUCAGGAAGUGCCAGUCUGUUGAAGAAACUCCACGCGGUGAACUUGAAGGCGGAACCUGUUAAAAAGAAGAAAUUCUGGGACUUAAGGGAGGAAGGUACGAUCUGUAACAAGCAAGUGCUGGCGACCAAUCCGGUGCAAGCAGAGUCGCUUCUGAGCCACGAGGAGCAGGUACAGCUGCUGUUCGAGGAGGAGAAUCGAAAUGUCGAGGACCAGAACCUGCACGUGCGUUUCUACGCGCUGCCCGAGAUCAACGUGCCCACAAAUGAAUCAUACAACGAGCUGCGGCAGAUGAAGGAAGAGUUUGUGAACGCCAACAUCGUCAACCGGGCCCUUGGAGCCCUCGAGAAGUUGGCCGACGCCGGCGUCGACGUCAAGUCAGAGACGGGGCACAGCGGCUCUCUCCAGUCGGCGUUGCGUGACGAGUCUGUGAAGAAAAUGAAGCAAGGCCGACGAAACUCGAUGGCUUUUCUUAAGGGACUUGCGGAUUUGUUGUUUGAAAAUCAGCCCAACUUCAGCAUUAUCAGCAAUGGGGCGGAGUGUAUAAUGAUCGAAAAGAAAUUCUUUUUGGAGCAUGCUUCGCAGGCUCUUGUUGUUAAACUAAAGGAGGCGACGUUUCCGUACCCUAGCAACGACGUUUUGCAAAGUAACCUUGAUGGCCAAAUGCGCUGGGACGCACACAAGAAAAGGACGUUAAACAAAGUGUUAAGUCACAUCAAAGAAAGAAAGAGUAACGGAGCCUACAAGCAGACUUAG
Dreissena polymorpha is the source of this 2469-nucleotide messenger RNA. RefSeq lists its product as uncharacterized. NCBI's taxonomy places the organism in Eukaryota, Metazoa, Mollusca, Bivalvia, Myida, Dreissenidae. The record is from RefSeq and is a predicted model, not a curated record. The transcript has 17 exons. The coding region runs from base 1 to 2469 and encodes 822 amino acids.